GCUUGCCAGACAUUUGUAGCACACAAACGUCACGGCACGGCACCCUUAUGGAGGGUAGAUCCGUAGUGUAGAUUGUACACAGACAGAUAGCGGCCACUUUCGUUUGGUCUAGAAACAGUUGAUUGCCUUUGCCGUAAGAAAUCUCGAAUUUGUGUACUAGUAGGUUAAAGGGGAAAAUAUCUGUGAUAUAAAAUUUAAUAGUUAGUUUUCAUCUAUUUUUGUAUACUGAAUGUUUACAUAACAUCACAUCAUCAAACAAAGUGGGAGAAAGAUUUGUUAUUCUCCUUAUUGAAGUUCUCUUGAAGCUUUACCCCUUUAAGUCUUGUACUGUUAAAACACAAGCCUGUAAAUAUGUCAGAUAAUUUUAGAGCCCGAGAUAUUGCUCUGAAAGCACAAAAAAAGAUUCUCAGUCGAAUGUCUAGUAAAGGUGUAGCGAAAGUCUUUGUUGAUGAUAAAAUGGGUUCUCUAUUGGAUAAUGUUUAUAGGCUCUGCAAAACCUAUACUCAAAAUAAAAAAGAAGCUGAAAAGAUUGUGAAGAAUAUCAUAAAAAUAGUGACCAAAAUAGGCUUAUUAGCCAGAAAUGAACAAUUCAGCCCAGAUGAGUUGGUCAUUGCAUCAGAAUUCCAAGGCAAAUUCCACAAAGCCGCAAAAACAGUGAUAUCAUUUUUCGAGGUGGAUUUCAGCUAUGACCAAAAAUUUUUGACUCAACUUUUGACUGAAUGCAAAAACCUUUUGAAGCAAAUUGUUCAACCACAUCUAACAGAUAAAAGUUUAGGAAGGAUUGAUUUGGUAUUUGGAUUUUUCUCGAAUCCUGCCUUUUUGGACACCGUUUUCAAGAAAAAUUCCGAUUAUACCGAGAUAAUGACCAAAAUCAUUUCAGAUAUGCAUAGUGCUCUUGAUCAAGGAGAGCUGUAAACUUUUCAUUGUAUUUUAUUUAUGAUCCAGUGAUUAUGUAUAGUGCCUUCAUGAAAACAUGAUUCCCAUAGAUAUCAGAAAUGCUAUCACCCCACAAAGGACUUUCCAUUUGUUUGUAUAUGCUCAUUUCAACAUAUAUUGUAAUGCCUUACAUUCCAUUCACUUUUCUUUGACAUCUGUUUGCGAACGAAAGGAAAACUUUGUAUCGGAAUCCCUUAUGUCCGUUCUAUUUAUCUUUGCUUUGCUUUUAAGAUGGUGGGGCUAUAAAAUUAUACUUGUCUAAUGUA
Daphnia carinata is the source of this 1202-nucleotide messenger RNA. It is a transcript of the gene sigmar, whose product is annotated as tumor necrosis factor alpha-induced protein 8-like protein. Lineage: Eukaryota; Metazoa; Arthropoda; Branchiopoda; Diplostraca; Daphniidae. Gene Ontology annotation, cellular component: cytoplasm. The coding region runs from base 352 to 915 and encodes 187 amino acids. The record is from RefSeq and is a predicted model, not a curated record. The transcript has 3 exons. Gene Ontology annotation, biological process: regulation of apoptotic process.